AUGCAGAGCUGUCUACGCCAAAUCCUUUUCUGUUCUUGCUUGUUGAUAUGCGUAAUUGUUGCGCUGCCGAUUUAUAGUAAUGAUGAGGAGGCGUUGAGACCAAUGACGAAGCGCUCCUUCUACGGCAUGUAUCAACACGUCCCCGGCUACCUGGUCUCCGGCCGGAACAAGAAAAUGUCCUACUACUUUGACGAACCGUACAUCUACGAG
This is a messenger RNA of Mesorhabditis spiculigera, 210 nucleotides long. The record is from the annotation of a GenBank genome assembly. NCBI's taxonomy places the organism in Eukaryota, Metazoa, Nematoda, Chromadorea, Rhabditida, Rhabditidae.